Molecule: messenger RNA, 1693 nt
Organism: Mytilus trossulus (common blue mussel)
Lineage: Eukaryota; Metazoa; Mollusca; Bivalvia; Mytilida; Mytilidae
Exons: 3
Coding region: 323-1657 (444 amino acids)
Molecular function (GO): zinc ion binding
Source: RefSeq, a predicted model, not a curated record
ACGUGACAUUAUUUAGGGCAAUUUUAAAGUCAAAAUGGCCGUAGAUUUCAAAAAUUACUCCGUACAAGAAUUGAAAAGUUACCUACAGUCUAGGCUUAUUGCUGCAACUAAAUUCAAUAAAAGGAAACUGAUUGAACUUGCAGAAUACGCACACGAUCUCAAAUUGGAAGUUAUUGAAGAAGAUGACUAUAAAGAUUUGUGUAAAGAGCGGCGACGAAUUUAAACAAAAGAAGGACAGUCUCAUUAUGUAAUAGAUGUGACGGAGGUACAGGAUUGGACAGCUGAUCUCAGAGGAGUGCCUAGUGUUGAAACUGGAGAUAUAAUGAUAUAUUUGCUCAGUACUUGUCAGUGGUCAGACGAUAGACUGCGUGAUUAUAAACAAGACAAUGGUUAUAAGUUGUUUAUGUGCAAUCACAUUUCAGACGUCAAGAUGUACAAAACUGAUACUUUGGGCUACAUGUAUGUUCAUGCCAAUUGUAUUCCAGAAACCAGACAGAGUGCUGAUCGCUAUAAUACAUGGGUACUGAUGGAUUCCACAGGAUAUUUGAAGUCUGGAGGAUGUACUUGUGUGGCAGAUGAUGGUAGUUGUAAACAUGUGGUAGCCUUAUUGUUUGCAUUAAGUUAUUUUGUUUCACGGCAUACUGAUCGCCAUACUUUGGUUGGCACUGAUACCAUUUGUGCAUGGGACAAGCCAAAACAGGAGACCAGACCAUCAAAAAUUGCUGAAUUGGAAUACUUUAGCAAGAAAUCAGACAUGAAGCAUACAUUUAAUCCUGUAAAACAGAGAGAGACACAUGCAUCCAAAAGAGACCUUCAACUCAAGGUUUAUGAUCUAUGCAAAGGCUCAUCUGCAGGUUUUUUGAAAUUAGUAGAUCCUCCAUCCGAUGAAAGUGAAAGUGACGAGGAGACCCCUGAAUAUUUUUCCGACAUGUUAAGAGGAUUUAGUGACAGUGAUGACAUUAUGGAAUAUUUACACAACAAACAUGACAACACAUAUAUUUAUAAUGUAGAGCAAGGUACAAUUGGACAGAGAGAUAACCCUGAAUGGCAAAAACAUAGAAAGUGUAGAAUAACUGCAUCCGUAAUUUCUAAUAUUAUGAAAUGUAACUUCGAUCAACUAAGUUCAAAUCAUUACUUGGUAAAAAACUGUCUUGGAACAUCAAUAUCUUUCCGCUCAGAUGCAACAGAAUUUGGAAUUAAGAUGGAAAAGGUUGCAAAAACACAAUACUUUGACAUGUUUAAAGCUCAACACAAGAAAUGCAGCUUUAAAGAAUGUGGUUUAUUUGUGUCAAAAGCAAGCCCAUUCUUAGGUGCUAGUCCUGAUGGUGUUGUUAAGUGUAAAUGCUGUGGUACACGUCUUGUGGAAAUUAAAUGUACAUUUAAAUAUGCUGACAAAACGCCAAUGGAAGUGGCUAAUUUACAAACUUAUCAUGUUCAAAACAUAAAUGGUGAAAUUAAACUUAAACCGUCUUCACCAUGGUACUACCAGAUUCAAACACAACUAGGAGUGUGUGGCAGGGACAUUUGUGAUUUUGUUUUGUUUACUUCAAAAGCUAUUUCAGUUGAGACUGUUAAGUUUGAUCCUGAUUUUUACAAGCAGAUUGUGGACAGAUCUCAUGCAUUCUUUGACAUUGUAUUUCAAAAUUAUUUUAAUUGAAUAAUGAUCAUGCAUUAAACUCAAUAUGCUUCUUUA